AUGACAACAGAAGCGUCGACGUCCGCCGCGGCGUCAGCUCCCGCGCAAUCCUCCUCAUCCUCUUCGUACGAUCCGUCGUCGACAUUCAUCGAGUCGUCUUCUGCAUAUCGCCGCGCAUCCUCCGACGGCUCCGGGGAUGAGGAAGAUGACGAUGAUGACGACGAGAAGCUGUUCGCCGAGCUCGACCGCGAGCUGGACAGCAUGGAGGACGAGUCGAACUUCCACCCGCGCGGCGGCGACGAUGCCGACACCGUAGCCGGCUUCGACAUGGCCGAGUUCAGGGAACGACGCAUGGAAGAGCUGCGACAAGAAAUCGCUGCGGCCAAAUCAGCGAGUGGUGGCGAACAUGCUGUGAUGCAACACACAUCGACGGCUUCGAUGAAGGGGCUGCUCACCGAGAUUACGCACGAAAAGGACCUGAUCGGCUUCUCGUCCACCGAGCGUCAGGUGGCGAUCCACUUUUUCCACCCCAAGUUCCAGCGAUGUGCGCUGCUCGACCGCCACCUCACCGUGCUCGCGCGUCUGCAUCCGGGCACGCUCUUCCUCAAGGCCAACGUGCUCAACUGCCCCUUCCUCACACAGAAGCUCAACGUAUCCGUCCUACCGUGCCUCAUCACCUUCAAGGACGGCGUGAGCAAGGACAAGAUCAUCGGCUUCGAGGAGCUCGGUAAUUCGGACAAGUUCUCCACGGGCGCGCUCGAGUGGCGACUCGGCCAGAGCGGCAUCAUCGACCCGAGAGAGAACAGGAAGCCGAUCUUUGGGUUCGGAAACGAUAACGCCGUCUCGGAUACGGUGGGAAGGGGUGUCGUCGGCGCGAGGAAGGAUGAAGACGACGAUUUUUGGGACGACGAGUAG
Moesziomyces antarcticus is the source of this 855-nucleotide messenger RNA. RefSeq names its product thioredoxin-like protein. The transcript is spliced from 2 exons. Gene Ontology annotation, cellular component: cytoplasm. The record is from RefSeq and is a predicted model, not a curated record. The coding region runs from base 1 to 855 and encodes 284 amino acids. Lineage: Eukaryota; Fungi; Basidiomycota; Ustilaginomycetes; Ustilaginales; Ustilaginaceae.